Molecule: messenger RNA, 1387 nt
Organism: Neolamprologus brichardi
Lineage: Eukaryota; Metazoa; Chordata; Actinopteri; Cichliformes; Cichlidae
Source: RefSeq, a predicted model, not a curated record
AAAGCUUUAAACCUUCUCUUCUGCUUCUAGGCCCUGUAAAGGAGGGGAAGAUGAAAAAGAUGACCAUCUUUCUGAGAUCCGAGACAAAGACAAUGAGAAAGCCACUGAUGAGGAUCCAAACUAUGCCUUUAAACUCUAUGCUGAUCAGAAUGAUGAGCUGCUUUCUGUACAACUCCAGAAGCUCCUGAAUGACAGAUUCCCUCAUGGGAAUGGCCACAGGGGCUUUAGUUUGGAUGCCUGCAGGAGUAUGAUUGCCUUGGUGGAUCUCGAUCAAAGGAUGACAAUGACCUUUACUGAAUUCUCAAUUCUCUGGAAGAAGAUUCAAGAAUACAAAAAUCUCUUUCAUCGCUCUGAUGUGAAUGAACAUGGAUCCCUGUCUGACGAUGAGCUCCAGAAGGCAAUUAAAGAUGCAGGAAUGGAUGUUAAUGAUGCCAGUGUGGGGCUGAUGAUGUCUCGGUAUUCAGGCUUCUCCACCACCUCUUUGGAGGAGUUCAUCACUCUCAUGUUGCGCCUGGAUAAGAUGUCAGACAUUUUCAAGGGCAAAUCAUCUGAUGGUAAGAUCCACCUGACCUGGGAUGAGUAGUCUAUCAUCUCAAUGUAUAACUAGACCAGACCAAAUCAGAAGAACUGAAAAGAUUCCUGCAAUCAUACUUGCUUUUAAGUCUUAAUGCACCAGCUUUUACAGGGGUGGCCAGGCUUAGAUUAUGUUUUUUUUUCCUUUUGCUUUUUUCUUCCUUUCAAACCAAACCACUGUAGGCCAAAAAUGUGAUCUUUUUUGUCCAUUUCCUUUCAUAAUUUUCAUAAUACAAAGUGUUAUCAUUAUUCAAGUUACCAGCAAUGGCUAGCAAAAGUUCCAUUCAUAAACUAUUAGGGUGCCAUGGUCAGAUAGGUAUACCUGCUAAUUAGUGCUUAGUAACUUUAUAACAUACUAGAACUAGGUUUUAGAGCCAGCUCAAGGGGUGCAGUUUGGGGAGGAGGGGGUUUCAGAGGGGGGGAUUACUUGGGGAAUCCCCAAAGUAUUUAGACCAAAAAAUGUAAACCAUUUUCUUUAUUUUUCCAUUUUUGUUUAAUAUUGUUGUGACACAAAGGGGCAGACUGAUUAUUUGACAGUUAACUUUCCUACAUUCUAUUACUAAGAGGUUGGAUGAAAUUAGGAUCAGUCAAUCAGUGAUCUAACUUCCUCAACAGUGAUCAAUAUCUGUGUUUGAGCAAAUUAUACAUUUAAAAAAAUGCCCAUGUUAAGUAAAACAUAUUGUGAAAUAGGCAUAAUAGUGACUCAGCAGCAUUAAUGGUGAAAGCAAAUAAAUAUGUUCAACUGUUCAAUUCUCUAUAUCUCCAACUUUCCUUUGCAAUGAUUAUAUAGCAAUAAAAAAUGAUACCCUCUGAA